This is a messenger RNA of Bombina bombina (fire-bellied toad), 3103 nucleotides long. RefSeq names its product citrate synthase (gene CS). Gene Ontology annotation, biological process: tricarboxylic acid cycle; carbohydrate metabolic process; citrate metabolic process. NCBI's taxonomy places the organism in Eukaryota, Metazoa, Chordata, Amphibia, Anura, Bombinatoridae. Gene Ontology annotation, cellular component: mitochondrial matrix. The transcript has 11 exons. The coding region runs from base 158 to 1564 and encodes 468 amino acids. The record is from RefSeq and is a predicted model, not a curated record.
GCGUGGUUCACGUCUUCCUUUUCAACCUUGUCCCGGCUCCGGCCUUUCAGGCACCCUCGGCUUAGCCGAUUACAACUACUCUGUGUGAUCUCUCCGGCCUCUCCGUCCUGUCUUGUUCGUAUCGUUUGCUCCCCUUCAGACUACACCAGCCAUCAUCAUGUCUUUAAUCACCGCCGGACGUAUGUGUGCGCGAAUCCUGGGAGUCAAGAACUCUCCUUGUGUUUUGAUUGCGGCACGACAGGCAAGCUCUUCCACAAACCUGAAAGAUGUCCUGGCAGAUCUCAUCCCCAAAGAGCAGACAAGAAUCAAGAAUUUUAAACAGCAACACGGAAAGACGGUCAUUGGGCAGAUAACUGUUGACAUGGUGUACGGUGGAAUGAGAGGGAUGAAAGGACUGGUUUAUGAGACAUCUGUGCUUGAUCCUGAUGAGGGCAUCCGUUUCCGUGGCUACAGUAUCCCGGAGUGCCAAAAGUUGCUACCCAAGGCCCCAGGUGGGGAAGAGCCACUGCCUGAGGGACUGUUCUGGUUGUUGGUGACAGGAGAGGUGCCUACUCAAGAGCAGGUCAACUGGAUUUCUAAGGAAUGGGCUAAGAGAGCUGCUCUUCCUUCCCACGUUGUAACUAUGCUGGAUAACUUCCCCAACAACCUGCACCCUAUGUCCCAGCUGAGUGCAGCUAUCACAGCACUUAACAGUGAGAGUAACUUUGCCAAGGCUUACGCUGAGGGUGUCAACAGAGCAAAGUACUGGGAGCUAAUAUAUGAAGACUCUAUGGAUCUGAUUGCUAAGCUACCCUGCAUAGCAGCCAAGAUUUACCGCAACCUGUACCGUGAGGGGAGCAGUAUUGGAGCGAUCGACUCCAACCUAGAUUGGUCUUAUAACUUCACAAACAUGCUGGGUUACACAGACACAGAGUUCACUGAACUCAUGAGGCUUUAUCUCACCAUCCAUAGUGACCAUGAAGGAGGCAAUGUUAGUGCUCACACCAGUCAUUUGGUGGGUAGUGCCCUGUCAGAUCCCUACCUAUCCUUUGCUGCUGCUAUGAAUGGACUAGCAGGUCCUUUGCAUGGAUUGGCCAAUCAGGAGGUACUUGUUUGGCUGACAUCCCUGCAGAAAGAUCUAGGUGGGGAGGUAUCAGAUGAACAGCUCAGAGACUACAUCUGGAACACUCUGAACUCUGGCAGAGUGGUACCUGGUUACGGACAUGCUGUGCUGAGGAAGACUGAUCCCCGGUAUACUUGUCAGAGAGAAUUCGCCCUGAAGCAUCUACCCAAUGAUCCUAUGUUCAAAUUGGUGGCUCAGCUUUACAAGAUUGUGCCUAAUGUAUUGCUUGAGCAAGGCAAAGCCAAGAACCCCUGGCCUAAUGUGGAUGCUCACAGUGGAGUACUCCUACAGUAUUAUGGAAUGAAGGAGAUGAAUUAUUACACAGUUCUUUUUGGUGUAUCACGAGCGCUGGGUGUCCUUGCACAGCUGAUCUGGAGCCGGGCACUGGGCUUUCCUCUUGAGAGGCCCAAAUCGAUGAGCACAGAUGGCCUUAUGCAGCUGGUCGGAACAAAAUCUGGUUAACUUGAAUGAUAACUUUAAGCUUCUCUUGUGUGGAGGGCUUGUUAAAGACAGUACACCUUUCGUAUCAAUGGACUGCUUUGCACCUCCCACUGUUUUCUGAGCGUUGGCGAGAAAACUUACCUGGUUAUUUAUGCUGAAAAUAUAAAAUCUUCUCAGUUCAUCCUAUUCUUUCCCCUUCAAUGCGGGAGAUCCCUUUGCUCUCCGUCACUGAAGGGAUUGAUGUCCUGCCAAUAGGAAUCCAAUCUUUGCAACUUGGCAGUGACUGAGCCCCACUCACCCUUUUCCAAACCUAACAAGUUUAUUCUUUUUGCCUAUCUACACAUCGGUCUUGGAGGUUGAAAUUGUCAUGUGUCUACUUUAAAAUCCAUUGCACUGUUGGCUGCUUACACUAUUUGGAGGCAGUGGCAAUUGCUCAAAACUGAUGAAAGUCAUUUUUUGUACACCUGCAAUAUGCCUUUUAUUCGUGUUGUGAGACUUUUUUUGCUCAAGGUUACAAAGCUGUUUUGUAUUCAGUUUUCUCACAGGCUUUAGUGGGUUUAAAUAUGUUUCUUCAUCAGAUUUUUUUAAAAAAAAAAAUACUAAUUGUAAGUCAUAACCACUGCAAAGCAAUUUGUUUCUGGCCCCUUACAGUGGUAUAAGUGGAAAUUCUGUGGUGGCUUUUAGAUGUAACCAACUCUUGCCAGUGAAAGUAUUUCAUGCUGAGUGCUUCUUCUAGGUUAUAUUUGUGUGUGCGUUUUUAAUUUAAAAGGAAUAAUUGCCCACUACAGUGUUCAUAUUUUUUUUAUAAGGGAGAAUUGCCAGGGACUUUUUCACAGCAAUAUCGGUCUGUGGAGGUCUGAAGCUUUUUUUAUUUUUAUUUUUUUCUCCUCCAUUGCUGGUUUGCCUAUGUAAGGUUUUUACUUCUUACAACUAUUUUUUUUAAUGUAUAUAUUCCUGCAACGCCUCCAAGAUUGUCUGUCUGACCACAAAACUUUGUGCAACAGUGUUUUUUUUUCUCUCUCCCCUUCUGUUUAAAAUAGAGCCACUGAGGAACUGAACAUGAUUUUCAGCUGAGCCUUGUUUUACUUUUGUUCUUUAAGGCUUUUACCUUCAUUACCAUAUCCCAUUUUCCCUUGUUUGUGGAUGUUAUUUGCAGUCUUGCACUCCUAAAGAGGUGAAAUAACCAGUCCCAUCUCAGCAGGGGUUAACUUAAGUAGAAUUUACCUUUAUCCUGACUAUUGCAGCAAAGAUUUACUGACCUAGACAUAAAUGAAUGUCUAUCCUUACCUUACUCAACUCCAGGUUUUUAUCAGCAUCAUUAAUGUUUAUCCAUAGGACUACAGAAAGAAGGGAACCAACUAGAUUUUGGUCUUCAUAGUUAAUACACUCCUCCACCACCCAUCAGCCUCUUACUGUGAUACUCCUUGCUCCCACUAUAUUUUCCAUGAAGACAAAUCCGCCAGCACUUGUGCAAAUUAUGACUGAAUGUUCAACUUCUCAAUAGACUAAAGGUUGUUCUGUAUAAAUGCAAAAUAAAUGUUUUUAUUAACAACACCAGAA